Messenger RNA from Monopterus albus (swamp eel), 1141 nucleotides. RefSeq names its product uridine-cytidine kinase 2a (gene uck2a). The coding region runs from base 134 to 922 and encodes 262 amino acids. Gene Ontology annotation, molecular function: ATP binding; kinase activity. NCBI's taxonomy places the organism in Eukaryota, Metazoa, Chordata, Actinopteri, Synbranchiformes, Synbranchidae. The record is from RefSeq and is a predicted model, not a curated record. The transcript is spliced from 8 exons.
GCCAGGUCAGCAUUGCUGCAGAGGUCACACAUUUGGAGAGCACUUCCGGUUCAUCAGCCUGACCAGAAAAAGAAAUUGGGAGGAGCACAGACACUCCAUGUGUCAGAGGGCUGCAUCGCGCUGCAGAUGAAGCAUGGCAGGAGACAGCGAGACAAAGCCAGGUGACCAAGCCGAAAAUGAGAGCAAUAAUAAGCAGCCUUUCCUCAUUGGUGUGGCUGGAGGCACUGCCAGCGGCAAGUCGUCAGUGUGCAACAAGAUCAUGGAGCUGCUGGGGCAAAACGAGAUUGACCACCACCAGAGGCAAGUUGCCAUCCUCAGCCAGGACAGCUUCUACAGGGUCCUCACACCAGAGCAGAAGGCCAAGGCACUCAGGGGCCAGUUCAAUUUUGACCACCCAGAUGCAUUUGACAAUGACCUCAUAAUCACAACUCUUUGGGACAUCAAGGAGGGAAAAACAGUACACAUCCCUGUUUAUGACUUCGUUUCUCAUUCCAGGAAGGAAGAGACAGUGGUAGUGUACCCUGCUGAUGUGGUGCUGUUUGAGGGUAUCCUGAUGUUCUACUCUCAGGAGAUUCGAGACCUUUUCCAGAUGAAGCUGUUUGUGGACACUGAUGCAGACACACGGCUAUCUCGUAGGGUGCUGCGUGACAUAAGUGAACGUGGCCGGGACUUGGAAAGCGUUCUAACACAGUACAUCACCUUUGUCAAGCCUGCAUUUGAAGAGUUCUGUCUACCAACAAAGAAAUAUGCUGAUGUUAUUAUACCAAGAGGAGCUGAUAACACUGUUGCUAUAAAUCUCAUAGUUCAGCACAUUCAGGAUAUUCUAAAUGGUGGUUUGACUAAACGACUGAAUGGGUGGUUUAAUGAUUAUGGAACAACGAAGAAGCAACCAAACCUGGAGUCCAGUAGUCGGCCCCACUGAGCGCAGCACUCAGGAAGAUUCACCUGCACGUGCCAAAUGUGUUCUAUAGCGUGACUAACAAGGCAGGAGUAACUGCCAGGAAAUCAAGACCUUUUGACUUCUGCUUGGACCGAGGAAAUCAAAAAAGGAGGAGUUGGUUUAAAGCACUUGUAUUCAGUUAUAUUUUUUUCUUUAGCUUGCGAAGCAUAUGAGAUAGAAGGCAAACAAAUAGAAAGGGGC